CCCAGACACAACACUCUGGAGCUGCAUUUACUGCGGCGCGCAAUCAGAGGGUUUCAGUGUGGAGCAAGGACAGCUGGCUGUUGGAGCAGUCUACUGAUGUACACUUUCUGUAGUUCAGGGCUUGCUGAUCUGUGAGGUUGCACAUACACAGGUUAUUAUGUGAUGCAUGAUGCCUGUGGAAUUAGAAGGAUCACCGAAGGGUGCCUGUGUCGGUUUUGAGGGGGGACAAAGUUCCUAAGUGCCAGGCACCAUGACAGAGGAAGGGCCCGGACCACAGCCUGCAGCUGAGAGCAAUCUGGAUGGAGAGAUGUACUCCAUUCGCAACCUGUCGUCAAUGAGGUACCGGGAGCAGUCUGAGGAAGAUGGGGUGGAGGACUUGACCCAGCUGGAGGAUCUCCAUGAAGCUUCUGUACUCUACAACCUUAAACAAAGGUUUAGUAGAGAAUUAAUUUAUACAUACAUCGGCAGCAUCCUGGUGUCUAUAAACCCCUAUAAGAUGAACAAUAUCUACGGGACAGACGUGGUGCUGCAGUACGAGGGGAGAGCGCUGGGAGAGAAUCCUCCCCAUCUUUUUGCUAUUGCAAAUGUUUCUUACACAAAAAUGAUGGAUGCCAAACAGAACCAAUGCAUUAUAAUCAGUGGUGAAAGUGGCUCUGGCAAGACAGAAGCCACAAAGCUAAUCCUCCGGUACCUGGCAGCGAUUCAUCACAAACGCAACGUCACCCAACAGAUUCUUGAAUCAACACCCCUAUUGGAGUCAUUUGGAAAUGCCAAAACUGUUAGGAACGAUAACUCAAGCAGGUUUGGGAAAUAUGUGGAGAUCUUUCUGGAGGAGGGAGUGAUCAGCGGUGCCAUAACCUCACAGUAUCUUCUGGAGAAGUCUAGGAUUGUAUUUCAGGCCAAAAAUGAAAGAAACUACCACAUUUUCUAUGAGAUGCUUGCAGGCCUUUCUACUCAACAAAAGCAGAAGUUGUACAUCCAGGAUGCAGAGACGUACUAUUACCUCAACCAGGGAGGCAACUGUGAAAUUCCUGGGAAGAGCGACGCUGAGGACUUCCGGAGGCUCCUGAGUGCGAUGGAGAUCCUGGGGUUCAGUGCUGAGGACCAGAACAGUAUCUUCAAGGUCCUGUCCUCCAUCCUCCACCUUGGGAACGUUUACUUUGAGAAAUCAGAGAUAGACUCCCAGGAGGUGGCGUCGGUGGUCAGUGCCCAGGAGAUCCGCGCGGUGGCUGAACUUCUGCAGAUCUCCCCAGACGGGCUGCAGAAGUCCAUCACCUUCAAAGUAACUGAGACAAUGAGAGAGAAAAUCUUCACUCCCCUGACAGUGGAAAGUGCAGUUGAUGCCAGAGAUGCCAUUGCCAAGAUCCUGUACUCACUUCUCUUCAACUGGCUCACAGACAAAAUAAACCAAGUGGUGUACCCAAAGAAUGAGGCUUUGUCUAUCGCCAUCCUCGACAUCUACGGAUUUGAGGAUCUCAGCUUGAACAGCUUUGAGCAGCUGUGCAUCAACUAUGCAAACGAGUACCUGCAGUUCUUUUUUAACAAGAUUAUCUUCAAGGAAGAGCAGGAUGAGUAUACUAGAGAGCAGAUUGACUGGAAGGAAAUCUCCUUUAGUGACAACCAGCCCUGCAUUGACCUCGUUGCACAAAAACCUUACGGGAUCCUCAGGAUUCUUGAUGACCAGAGCUGUUUCCCCCAGGCGACGGACAACACCUUCCUUCAGAAGUGUCACUACCACCACGGCAGCAGCCCCUUGUACUCCAAGCCAAAGAUGCCUCUGCCUGAAUUCACCAUCAAGCAUUUUGCUGGCAAAGUCACUUACCAGGCUCACAAGUUCCUGGAUAAGAACCACGAUCAGGUCCGUCAGGAUGUUCUGGAGCUCUUUGUCAGCAGUAAGAACAAGAUGGUGGCAAACCUGUUCUCGAACCACAGGCACGCCCUGAGCCAGCAGAAGAACAUCAUGAGCAAGAGCAGCACCAUCACCCGCCGUUACCAGGCCCCCACCGUGGCAGCCAAAUUCCAGCAGUCGCUCCUGGAGCUUGUGGAGAAAAUGGAGAGGUGCAGUUCUUUCUUUGUGCGCUGUAUCAAGCCAAACCAUAAAAAGGAGCCAAGCCUGUUUGAAACAGAAGUUGUUAGCACCCAGCUGCGCUACUCUGGCAUCAUGGAGACCAUCCGGAUCAGGAAGGAAGGUUAUCCCGUCCGGGUCCCGUUCCAGACCUUCAUAAACCGGUACAAGUCUCUUCUGGGGUCGAAGCAGGAGAUCCUGCCAGACGGAGAGAGCUGUGCAGCGAUGCUCAAGAAGCUGUGUCCAGUCAAAAAAGGGACGUACCAAGUUGGGGUCAGCAAGUUCUUCAUGAAAGAGGAAUUGCACCAGCUCUUGGAGAGUAAGCGUGACCGUGUCCUCCACGUGGCGGCGCUCACGCUGCAGCGCUACACACGCAUGUUCCUGGUGAGAAGGCGGUACCAGUCCAUGCGCAGGAAGAUCAUCAGACUGCAGGCUCACUCCCGGGGGUACAUGACCAGAAAACGUUUUGUGAAAAUGAAAGCGAGCCUGAUCAAGUUCCGCUCGCUAAUCCACAUGUAUGUGAACCGCAAGAGAUACAUCAAGAUGAAGGAAGAGGCUUGCAGGCGUGCAGAAGAAGAGCAGAAGCAAAUUGAAAUGGAGCUGACAAAGAGAGAAGUUGUCAACGUGACACACUUGGUCAUUCCAGCAGAGCUAGGGGGUUUACUGCAGGCCGCGGCAGGUGGGAAAGAAGUCCAUUCGGAUUGUCUGGCCCUGGUGCAGGCUCCCAAAGUGCAGGAGGAGUCCCAGCUUACACUGCCCCUGGAUAUCAACAACUACCCCAUCUCCAAAUACGUGCAGGUGCACUUUAAGGAGCCUUACUUUGGUAUGCUGACAGCCCCCCUCGAAUCCCCUUUGUCCCAUGUGGAGGAUGAUCUUAAGCAGGAAGCCAUGGCUGUCUUUAUCAUGGUCCUGCGGUUUAUGGGGGACCCUCACCUUAAUGGUGCUCAGGAGAACCUGUUUGGGAACUACAUCAUUCAAAAGGGGCUGUCCACUCCGGGGUUACGGGAUGAGAUCCUCUCUCAAAUAGCCAAUCAGGUCUGGAAGAACACCAACAACGUCAAUGCCGAGAGAGGCUGGCUCCUAUUGGCUGGCUGCCUGAGUGCCUUUGCACCAUCUCCUAAACUGGAAAAAUACCUUCUCAAGUACGUCUCAGAUCACGCCUAUGAUGGAUACAAGUCUGUUUGCCAGCACAGGCUGAUGCAGGCUAUGCAGAAGUCCCAGUAUGGCCCGGAGACAGCAAGGACCUAUCCCCUUACUCUGCUAGAGUGGACAGCCAAUAGGAAGAGGGCUAGCAUGGUCCUGCAGGUGUACUGCUUUGAUGGUGAAAACUUCUUGGGUCCAGUUCACUCCUGGACCACAGGAGAGGAGCUGGCAGGAGAUAUACUGCGACACAGGGCAGUCUCGGAGGGCUGGAGAGGCUGGUCAGUCUGCAUGAAGGAACAGAGUCAGUGGGCAGAGCUGGCCGGGCACGACUACGUCAUGGAUCUGAUUUCAGACCUGGAGUUAAUGACCGACUUCCCCAAACAGAAAUCCUACUUCCUCAUCUCCGCGGAGGGCCAAGCCAGAGCCAGAUCCAACGGCAAAGUCAGUGUGUUUGGAAAUGGCUUUGAAUCUGAUGAGGACACCCCCAUGCCCCAUGCUGUGAGAGCCCGCGCCAUGCCCCCUUCCAGCCUGCCAGACUCGGAUGGAUACUACAGCCAUGUAGACUCGGACACAUUCAGCGAGCCUCCUUCUCAGAAGGGAAUGGACCGCUACCUCGACAGCCUGUUUGAUCCAGUCUUGUCGUAUGGAAACGGGGACCUGGAAAAGCCGUCCACAAUGUCGACCAGGAUGAAGGGGGGAGGCAAGGUUGGUGGCAGGACCAGGGACAGGGAGCAGCCCAAUACCACUGGCCCUGCUCCCUCUGGGCAGCCCACAGUAGUGCCAGUGAUGUCAGUGAUGGGAGGGAUGAUGCCCGGGAUGCACGGGAUGCCCAUCAUGCCAACAUUCCCUAACACGCCAGGCAUGGAUCAGUCCCUACUGGCACAGCAACAAGCCUUCAUCAACCAACAAGCUUUGAUGCUGGCUCAGCAGAUGACUAUGCAAGCCAUGGCUCUCCAGCAGCAGAUGACCAGUCCGCUGUCCAGUCCUGUCGGCAGUCCGGUCGGCAGCUACCCCCCCAGCCCACUCUUCCAGUCCCCCUACAGCACCUCCGCAGUGCCCCCCCUCCCCAGGGCUGCAGUGCCAGCUCCGAAUAAACCACCAAGAUCUACCCAUGCCAAACCAGUAGCCUUCCCAGCCCCCAGUAAGGAGAAGCCAGCUGUCAAGUCCACUCCUGCCUCCUCUGGUCCCCCCCGAGUCGCCCCAGCGCAGGAACCCGUGAGGCACACGGUCGUGACCUCUGAACCCUUCCCGGAGCCGAGUCACAACAUCAAGGACAUCAUCAAGCAGUACCAGCCGUCCACUCCACACAGCAACGAGCUAGUCAGAAAGGAGCCUGGGAAGGUGUUUGUGAAGAAGCUGGAUCCCCACGAUGAGGCCAUGUUGAUCUUGAAGGGGCAGAUGCCUCCUCAGACACAACAGAAGAGGGCCCCUGAUGCUGCUCCUGCUGCCCCCCCUUCUGCUCGCCCUGCUGCUCGCCCUGCCAUUAGCCCUGCCGCUCGCCCUGCAGCCAGCCCUGCCACUCGCCCUGCAGCCAGCCCUGCCUCCAGCCCCUCUGCUGCCACAGACAAGGGAUCCCAGGAAACGGUUGCCAAGUUGAAACCUGUCACCAGUACCAAGCUAAAGAAAGUAAUUCCCCCAGUGCCAGCAGGGUCUGCACAGAGCUCCUCCACCAUGGCAGCUGUCUCCAGGCAGCUUCCAGUGGAAGAUGAAAAGAUCCAAACCCAGUUACACAGGAAGAGCAGCGAGGAGUACUACACCUAUAACAACGUGCCCUGGAAGAUCUACAUCAGGAAGGAGGUUUUCUAUCCUAAAGACAGCUUUAACAAUCCUUUAGUGCUGGAUCUCAUCUUCAAACAGAUUGUGAACGAUGCAUUCUCAGAGACCUGCAUCAGGAUCACAAAAGAGGAACGGUUGAAAAUGAGGGCGUUGUUAGCUGAAAACAAGGUGGAUCUGAGCUCUGUGAUCAGAGAGGAGAGCAUCAAGAAGAGAGUGGUCACUGCGGCUAGAGACACCUGGGAUGUCUACUUUUCAUGCCUCUUCCCUGCCGCUGGCAGUGUUGGCACAGGGGUGCAGAUCCUGGCCGUGUCCCACCAGGGCAUCAAGCUGCUGAAGGUGAUGAAGAGCAGCGGAACCAUCGCAGAGCAUUUCAGGGUCCUCCGAGCCUACAGCUACACCGACAUCAUGUUUGUGACCAUCCCCUCGAAGAACAUGCUGGAGUUCAACCUGACCAACGAGAAGCUCAUUCUGUUUUCAUCCAGAGCCCCGCAGGUCAAGAACAUGAUCGACUACUUCAUCACCGAGCUCAAGAAGGACUCGGACUAUGUGGUCGCCGUCAGAAAUUAUGUCACAGACGACAGGACUCUGCUCAGCUUCCAUAAGGGUGACAUCAUCCGUUUACAGCCAAUGGAUGGCCUUGAGACAGGUUGGAAGUUUGGGGCGAUCCACGGCCGGGCGGGGAUAUUCCCAACAGAGUACGUUCAGCCCGUGGCAGCGCCCAACUUCAUCAACCUGCCCAUGGACAGGAAGGAGGAGCCCAAGAACAAGCAGGGCAAGGUGGCAGCGUCGGCCGCAGUGGCGGUGGCUGUGGUGUCCGCGGCUGCAGCUCACGAACUGGACCAAACCACUGAGGAGUCUCCGGCAGUCAGCCAGUACACAGAGACUCUGGGGGACUACCCUGGCGUGGAGCUGGAUGAAGCGAUCCUGCAGGACAGCCAGUACACCAUGGUGGAGUUUGCCAAGAAAUACUUCAGGGAAGCCCAGAGGAAAAAGAGUGAAUCGUUUAAGCAGAAAUCGAAGAAAGGGAAAGACUUACGAGACCCUGCUGAUAUGGUGAAGUAUACCAAGUCUCCAAUCCAGGAGUCCCUGAUUGAUUUCAGUGAUGACAACAUGAACAGAGUUGCGGCAGAAGUUUUCCUCGCAAUCAUGAAGUUCAUGGGAGAUUACCCUCUGAAGGGACACACUGAGCAGGAUGUCAUUGGCAUCAUUUUAAAGCACUGUGGAGAGCAUGCAGUCAUGAAGGAUGAAACAUACUGCCAGAUCAUCAAACAGGUCACCUGCAACGCCAGCUCCAAACCGGACAGCUGCCAGAGAGGGUGGAGGAUCCUGUACAUACUGACUGCAUACUACAGGUGCUCUGAGGUCCUUAAACCCUUCCUCUUACGAUUCCUACAGGACAUCUGCAGGAGUCCAGGGCUCCACUUCCAAGGGAUCGCUAAGGCUUGCGAACAGAACCUGAGAAAGACUUUCCAGUUCGGGGGCCGCAUUGAAUUCCCCAGCGGGAUGGAACUCAAGGCCAUGGUGGCUGGUAGGAGCUCAAAGCGGCAGCUGUUUCUACUACCAGGAGGAAUCGAGAGACACCUUAAAAUCAAAACUUGCUCUGUUGCCCUUGAUGUCAUAGAGGAGCUGUGCUAUGAAAUGGCCCUGCACAGACAUGAGGCCCUGGAUGAGUAUGCCAUCUUCGUGGUUACUAACAGAGGCCAGAAUGUCCGUCCCUUGAACAAGAAGGAAUACAUCCUGGACAUAGCCACAGAGGCAGAGCAAAUGGAUGGCAACUACAGUUUCUGGUUCAGGAGAGUGAUCUGGUCCCAGCCCCUGAAGUUUGACAAUGAGCUUUAUGUCACCAUGCACUACAAUCAGGUCCUCCCUGAUUACCUGAAGGCUCUCCUCACCGUGCUCCCCCAGGGGAAGGUGAGCGAGCCGCAGCUGCAGCAGGUAUCCAAGCUGGCAGCUCUGCAACACCGCGCCAAGGACAGCAUCUACCUCCCCACCGUCCGGGAGGUGCAGGAGUACAUCCCGCCCCAGUUUUUUGGGCAGCAGCGGCCGCAGCCCUGGCUGAACAUGGUGACCCAGCACAUGCAGCAGGUCCAGGCUCUGAGUCCUCACCAGGCCCGGGUACAGUUCCUAGGCCUGGUGAGUGCAUUCCCAAUGUUUGGGUCCUCCUUCUUCUACAUCCAGAGCAGCAGUAAUAGCUCCAUCGUCUCUCCCUGUGUCCUGGCCAUAAACCAGAACGGCCUCAACUUCCUCAACAAGGAGACCCAUGAGCUGACGGUGAAGUUUCCUCUGAAAGAAGUGCAGUCCACCCGAACCCAGAGGCCAACAGCGGGCUCCAGUGUCCCCUACGUGGAGAUCAUGCUGGGGGACCUGAUGUCACAGCGCAUCACACAGCUGCAACUCGAACAGGGGUUGGAGCUGUGUCGUGUCAUUGCCAUGCAUAUGGAUAACCUCCUGUCUGCCCGUGAGAAGAGGCUGACCCUCCCACCUAGUGAAAUCACUCUGCUCUAACCAGCCGCUCUCCCCUGACACAAUCACGACACAAACCAACUGGACAGUCAACAGAGUCAAGGGCCGAUACUGGUCUGCAGCCCCACAAAGACAAAACCAGUAGAUGCAGUAUGCUUUUAAUCUUUUAUAUAAGAGUAGAGUGUUAUAUGGGACCACUCCACAACGCAUUCCUAUCUACCUCUUCGUUAAAUAAAAAUAAUAAUUGAGCCCCAACCCUCAACUCCGUGGGAUUUGUUUUGCAUGUGUGUAUUUGCAGUUAACAUAAUAGUCCUUAGUUCCCCCCCCCCCCCCCCACACCCCAAUGUUUAAUGCACUCCAAAAAUAUACAAGUCACAACAUUAAUUCUAAACCAAACAUGCAUGUCCCUUCAUAGAACCCUGAUCUGUCUUUUUACUUUGUUUUGCAAAACAUUGUAAAAUAGCAUAACAUCCCACUGCAUAACAGUUUGAUCCAUUCCUGGUUUUACUAUGAGUUUAAUAAGACCCACAUAAGCUUGUUACCUGUAGACGCUGUGGCUAAUCAAGCAUGUAGUAAAACCUGGAAUGGGUGAAAGUGCUAUGCAAUAGGAGUCUUAUUUAGAUCCCUGUUUAUCUAUCUAUAGCUCCCCAUGCUAUCAUCCUUCCCUUUGCUUUUACCUUUAAACCUUCAAAUUAUAUAUUUUCAAAAACAAAAGUGCAAUAUAAAGUAGAUCCAUGUUGUUGUUUUUUUUAAAUUUUCUUUGUCUUGAGUUUCACACGUCUUUUACAACAUUUGCACUUAAUAUUUUUAUACACAUUUAGAUUUUUUUUUUUUUUUGUCUGAUGGAUCAGGUAAAGAAAAAAAUUGUAAUAUUUUUGUAAAAUUAUAAAAGAAAAUAUUUAUAUUACAGUAAUCUGUGAAGACUUUUUUUUACGUAUUGUUUGUAUUUGUUUCAUGAUCAUUAAAUUGCACCCCUAAAAUAGAGUCUUUAUUUGUUUUCCUCUAAAUAAUCUCUACAUCAGUGCUCCCCUCCUUCUAUAUAGAAGAAUCACAUGUCCACUUCCCACUAGUAACUAACUUUUAAUAUUGGUCCAAGGGAAGGCAUGCA
Acipenser ruthenus (sterlet) is the source of this 8555-nucleotide messenger RNA. RefSeq names its product myosin XVAb (gene myo15ab). Gene Ontology annotation, molecular function: ATP binding; cytoskeletal motor activity; protein binding. Gene Ontology annotation, cellular component: myosin complex; cytoskeleton. Gene Ontology annotation, biological process: signal transduction. The record is from RefSeq and is a predicted model, not a curated record. NCBI's taxonomy places the organism in Eukaryota, Metazoa, Chordata, Actinopteri, Acipenseriformes, Acipenseridae. The transcript is spliced from 65 exons. The coding region runs from base 251 to 7489 and encodes 2412 amino acids.